Messenger RNA from Centrocercus urophasianus (Greater sage-grouse), 678 nucleotides. Its product is annotated as phosphoglucomutase-like protein 5. Gene Ontology annotation, cellular component: sarcolemma; cell-substrate junction; cytosol. Gene Ontology annotation, biological process: carbohydrate metabolic process; striated muscle tissue development; myofibril assembly. The transcript has 4 exons. The record is from RefSeq and is a predicted model, not a curated record. NCBI's taxonomy places the organism in Eukaryota, Metazoa, Chordata, Aves, Galliformes, Phasianidae. Gene Ontology annotation, molecular function: phosphoglucomutase activity. The annotation marks the transcript as partial.
GCACCGAGCGUCGCUAUGGAGAGGAACCCCAUCCCGGUGCUGACAGUGCAGACGACGCCCUACGAGGACCAGCGGCCGACGGGCGGCGGGGGGCUGCGGCGGCCCACGGGGCUCUUCGAGAGCCAGCGCAACUACCUGCCCAACUUCGUGCAGAGCUUGCUCUCCUCCGUCGACCUCCGCGACCGCCAGGGCUGCACCAUGGUGGUGGGCAGCGACGGCCGCUACUUCAGCAAGACGGCCAUCGAGAUCGUCGUCCAAAUGGCCGCGGCCAACGGGAUCGGCAGACUGGUUAUUGGGCAGAAUGGUAUCUUAUCCACACCUGCUGUUUCAUGUAUUAUUCGAAAGAUAAAAGCAGCUGGUGGGAUUAUUUUAACAGCCAGCCACAGUCCUGGGGGACCUGGAGGAGAGUUUGGAGUCAAGUUUGAGGUUGCAAAUGGAGGACCUGCUCCAGAUGUAGUUUCAGAUAAGAUUUAUCAAAUCAGCAAAACCUUGGAAGAAUAUGCCAUUUGUCCUGAUCUCAGAGUUGAUUUAUCUCGCUUAGGAAGACAAGAGUUUGAUCUGGAGAACAAAUUCAAACCUUUCCGAGUGGAAAUUGUUGAUUCUGUGGAUAUCUACCUCAAUCUCCUUCGAAAUAUCUUUGACUUCAACGCAAUCAGAAAUUUACUGACUGGACCCAAC